Molecule: messenger RNA, 7061 nt
Organism: Vombatus ursinus (common wombat)
Lineage: Eukaryota; Metazoa; Chordata; Mammalia; Diprotodontia; Vombatidae
Gene: TYRO3
Product: TYRO3 protein tyrosine kinase
Exons: 19
Coding region: 16-2664 (882 amino acids)
Biological process (GO): platelet aggregation; nervous system development; phagocytosis
Cellular component (GO): signaling receptor complex
Molecular function (GO): transmembrane receptor protein tyrosine kinase activity; protein binding; ATP binding
Source: RefSeq, a predicted model, not a curated record
GCGGCGGCGCCGCGGAUGGCGCUGAGGCGGAGCAUGGAGUGGCCGCGGCUCCGGCUCCGGCUCCGGCUCCGGCUCCGGCUCCGGCUCCGGCUCCCGCAGCUGUUGCUGGCGGGACUGGCUGCGCUCCUGUUCCCGGAGCUCCCAGCCGUAGGCUUGAAGCUCAUUGGGGCCCCUCUGAAGCUGACGGUAUCUCAAGGGCAACCAGUGAAGUUGAACUGCAGUGUAGAGGGAUUAGAGGACCCUGAGAUCCAGUGGGUCAAGGAUGGAGCUUUGGUGCAGAGUGUGGACCAAGUCUACAUUCCUAUCAGUGAGCAGCACUGGAUCGGUUUCCUCAGCCUGAAGUCAGUAGAUCGAUCUGAUGCUGGGCGGUACUGGUGCCAAGUGGAAGAUGGGGGAGAAACAGAGACAUCCCAGCCAGUGUGGCUUACAGUAGAAGGUGUGCCAUAUUUCACUGUGGAGCCAGAGGAUCUCACGGUGCCCCCUAACGCUCCUUUCCAACUGUCUUGUGAAGCGGUGGGGCCCCCUGAACCUGUGACCAUCUUCUGGUGGAGGGGGGGCACGAGGGUUGGAGGACCGGCCCUCUCUCCCUCCAUUUUGAAUGUUACAGGGGUGACCCAGAGCACUGUGUUUUCCUGUGAAGCCCAUAACCUGAAAGGUUUGGCCUCUUCCCGCCCAGCCACAGUCUAUCUUCAAGCACUUCCAGCAGCACCCUCUAAUGUAACAGUGACCCGGCUAUCUAGCAACAAUGCCAGUGUAGCCUGGAUUCCUGGCUCUGAUGGCCGAGCUCUGCUCCACUCCUGCACAGUCCAGGUAACGGAGGCCCCAGGAGGCUGGGAGGUCCUGGCGGUCGUGGUUCCAGUGCCACCUUUCAGUUGUCUGCUUCGGGGCCUAGAACCUGCCACCAACUACAGCCUACGGGUUCGAUGCACCAAUGCCUUGGGGCCUUCCCCAUAUGCAGACUGGGUGCCCUUCCAGACCCAGGGUCUGGCCCCAUCCAGUGCCCCUCAGAACCUCCAUGCCAUCCGAACAGACUAUGGUCUGAUCUUGGAGUGGGAAGAAGUCAUUCCUGAGGGCUCUAGUGAGGGCCCCCUGGGGCCCUAUAGAAUAUCCUGGGUUCAAGAAAAUGGGACUCAGGGUGAGCUGACUGUUCUAGGGACUAGAGCCAACCUGACGGGCUGGGAUCCCCUGAAGGACUUGACAGCCAGAGUGUGUGUCUCCAAUGAAGUUGGCUGUGGUCCUUGGAGCCAGCCUGUGCUUGUCUCCUAUCGGGACCAUGCUGGCCAGCAGGGUCCUCCUCACAGUCGCACAUCUUGGGUGCCUGUGGUCUUGGGCAUUCUGACAGCACUUGUGACAGCUGCUGCCCUGGCUUUAAUCCUGUUGCGCAAGAGAAGGAAGGAAACACGGUUUGGGCAAGCCUUUGACAGUGUCAUGGCCCGUGGGGAGCCCGCUGUUCAUUUCCGUGCUGCUCGAUCCUUUAAUAGGGAAGGCCCAGAGCGAAUUGAGGCCACAUUGGAUAGCCUGGGUAUCAGCGAUGAACUGAAAGAUAAAUUGGAGGAUGUGCUGAUCCCAGAGCAGCGGUUCACCUUGGGCCGGAUGUUGGGCAAAGGGGAGUUUGGCUCAGUGAGGGAAGCCCAGCUGAAGCAGGAGGAUGGCUCCUUCGAGAAGGUAGCAGUGAAAAUGCUAAAAGCGGACAUCAUCAACUCCAGUGACAUUGAAGAGUUCCUCCGAGAGGCUGCUUGCAUGAAAGAAUUUGACCACCCACAUGUGGCCAAACUUGUUGGGGUGAGCCUUCGAAGCCGUGCCAAGGGCCGCUUGCCUAUCCCCAUGGUGAUCCUGCCCUUCAUGAAGCAUGGUGACCUACAUGCCUUCCUCCUUGCCUCCCGAAUAGGAGAAAACCCUUUUAACCUGCCCUUGCAGACACUGAUCCGAUUCAUGGUGGACAUUGCCAGUGGCAUGGAGUACCUGAGUUCCCAGAAUUUCAUCCAUAGGGACUUAGCUGCUCGGAAUUGCAUGUUAGCUGAGGACAUGACUGUGUGUGUGGCUGACUUUGGGCUAUCUCGGAAGAUAUACAGUGGUGAUUAUUAUCGGCAGGGCUGUGCCUCCAAAUUGCCCGUCAAAUGGCUAGCCCUGGAAAGCUUGGCUGAUAACCUAUACACAGUACAUAGUGAUGUGUGGGCAUUUGGUGUGACCAUGUGGGAGAUAAUGACUCGGGGACAAACACCUUAUGCUGGUAUUGAAAAUGCUGAGAUUUACAACUACCUCAUCAGUGGGAACCGUCUGAAGCAGCCCCCUGAAUGUCUCGAGGAAGUAUAUGAGCUCAUGUACCAGUGCUGGUGCUCAGACCCCAAGCAGCGCCCUAGUUUCACGACACUUCGGAUGGAGCUAGAGGAGAUCCUGGGCCGAAUGUCUGUUCUCUCUGCCAGUCAGGAUCCUCUCUACAUCAACAUCGAGAGGGCUGAGGAGCAAGCAGAAGGGGGUGGCCAACUGGGCGGGGACCAGGUUAUCAGUGGGAAUGGAGAUAGGAACGGUAAUGGUACAGGAUCAGUAGGUGGUAUUCCAAGUGACUAUCGGUAUAUCCUUAGCCCUGGAGGGCCAGCUGAGCAGUCUGGAGAACAGCAGUCAGAGGGGGCCUGUGGGGAGGCCCAGAGGAGGAGGCUGCUCUAGCAGGGGCUGUUGGCCUAACAAAUGGAUGGGCAUCCUUUGGGGGGGGUAAGGGGAAGUGUCUGGCUGACUUUGUUGGCUAGCAAAGCCCCCUCCCCCCUUGAUCUCGGCCUAGUCAGAAGUGUGGGGGCUCCUGUGGCAGUCCCUCCCAAACUGUGUUGGGGACUGGGCUUUGGAAGCCUGAUAAGACCAAAUCGCCCAAUCCCAGUUCUUCCUGCAAUCACUCUGGCUCCAGCCAGCCUGGCACAGGCUCGUGACUAUUUCAUUCGGGUGGGGGUGGGGGGGAGGUAGGGCAGGCCUAGUUGUCUGGACACUGGCAGCUGGUACUCUGUGGUUACAUUCCCAUGGUUAUGAUGAGUGGGGGCCAGGAAGGAGAGGAGAUAAGUGGCACUAUUCACCCCUUCCCUUCCCAGUGGGCUAACCCUGCUGCUUUAGUGCAUGUGCUGAGCCACCCCUGGCCUGAGGAGGCAGCUCUGCCCACACCACUGGUUUUUAAUUCUCUAGGCCUGGCUUCUUCAAGGCACAGAGAGGUGGAUUUACAUUACACCCAUGCAGGUAUGAGUUGGUAGAGAGGUUGGUAGGGCCAACCCCUCUCACCCUAUAGGUGGAAUUGAAUGUUGGUAUACUCAGGUCUGAAUAACCCUUUGUCAGCAGGACUGUGGGGCUACCCUGCCAAUGGCCCAUCCCUGUUGGGUGCUGCACACUCCCUAGGUCACACCUAUGCAGAAAGCUAGAGGACAUCAGUCUGCCAGGUGCACUUCCCUUGAAAAGAAGGGGAGCGAUGGGGCCUGAGGAAGGAUUGGUGGGACCAGAUGUGUCUGGUCCUAUAAGGGAUGGCAUCCUCUUUCCACUAGUGAGGGAAGCACCCUCCACUGUCUGUUUGGAGCAUGCUACAAGAAUCCUAAUCCCACUAACAAAGGCAGCUGUGUCUAAGCCCCGAGGGUUUUCUGGUCCCACUUCUUCCUUCCCUGCUGAGUCCCUCUAUCCUGACUUUCCCUUUAACAGAAGCCUCCUCUUUUUGCCAGCUCCUAUUCAGAGCUAUUGAAGUGGGAGGAAUUGAGGCCAGGGGGCUGGUUUUGAGGGAAGGGGUUAUUAUUGAUUGCUACCACCUCCAUGGCAGAGAUGGCUGUGGGGGAAAUGGGAUGAGAGUAGCCUACCUUGGGGAGGGUGUUUCCAGGCUGUUAGAUGCCAUUUAAACACAGAAAUAAAAAGAAACCUCAGAACAGCCAUUUGGAAAUAGUCAUUUCUUCUUUAUCUUUCAAUCAAGCACUCUCCUUUGUUGGUUUGGAGGGGGGUAGAAAGAAAAGUUAGAAGGUUGUGAUACUGAUUUCUCACCUUUCCUCCCCAAGGCUGCAGAGAAUUGUCUUGGGCCUAUGUGGAAUGGAGCAUGUAAGUAUAUAGGGAGACCUAAGUGGUUGUUAAAAGCCUGUGCUUUUCUACCCAGUCUCUCUGCCUUUAAAAGUAGCUCAGGAGAAACAGAAGGGAUUGUGUGUCGGGCAGGGAGCUUGCUUGGGAAAUAGGUUGCAGCUGAUGCCAUCAAAGAAGUAGAAUGGGGGUGGGGUGAAGAAGCAGCCCUCUUCAAAAAAUUUCAGGAAAAACCUGUUGCUGCCAGAACUGGUUCUGGCUCCCACGUGAUAAGGAGAUGGAGAGAAAGACACUAACUUUAAUCAAGGUGUAUAGGAAACUAGAAUCAAGAAAACUUGCUAGCUAGGGCUAGCCUUACCUGUAGGUGACUGAUUAAUUCAAUUCAGUAAACAUUAAGAAACUAAGGCAUGUAAAACCCUGUACUAGGUGCUAGGAGACACAAAGUUGAGAUAAACAUAGUCUUCAGCUUCAUGGAAUUUAGAUUUUGGUAGAGUUUGCUAUCUCCUGUAAUGUGACUUGGUGGAUACAUGGGAGACCCUAGCCCCCAAAUACCUCCACUUUGAGGGUCCCAUGUGGUCUGGAUUUCUACCACUAAAAAUUCCUCCUGUGUGUCAGGACAUUGUCGUGUCUUCCCAUUUAAAUGCAUCCCAGAAGAGGUGGCAAUGUAGAAAACCUAAUGCCUUAGCUUAUCAGAUCAAUUUUCUUCAGGAUAGUUAGCAGAUGGAAGAGCUUGGGGGCAAAAAGUAUUAAGUGAUUACUUGGUGCAAAUCAGUGUACUAAAACUCAUUGUAUAGAAGAAACUGAGGACAGAAGAAGGGAAGGAACAUGCGUGGUCACUCAAAUAAGUGAGUAGUAGAGGUCAGACUCCAAUCUAGUUGGGUUUUGACUGGAAGCAAGGAAGGGGUAAGCAGCGUAGACUAGGUUGCACCAUUCAGAAAGGAUAAGUCUAGCUGUCCACAGAGCAGCCUGAGUUUCACCUGACGGUAUUGAUUAAGUGGUGGAGUUGAAGCAUUGAGAAGGGGGCAGGACAUUAGUCUUUGCCUAUUUGAUAGGUUUGACAGUCCUACCUGUUGCACUCCUGUCCUAGGCCAGACCCUGGCAGACAAUCUAGUCAAAAAUUUUCAAGGCCAGAAUCUAGGGAGGGCAAAAAAUUUUUAUAGAUUUAUGUAAACAUCUCCUUGACUAUAACAGGAUGUUUCUGGUCUGGGGAUAACAAACCUUGCACUUGACAGACUCAGGAGCAAACUUGGACUCUAGCCAAAUCCUAAAGAGGUAGGAAAGCUCUUGGCUUCCUAGAAAAGAAGUGUGUUAUCAAUUUGUCUUUCCUUAAAACAGACUUUUAGGCUCCUUCUUAAGUAGGCUUUCAAAAACCUAUAGUUCCCACUAUGUGUAAGAAAGGCAUUUUGGUGGAGGCUGGGCAUAUGGACAUAAAACAAUCUUUGUCUUCAGAGCUUACAUUCUUUUAGUGAGAUGCAACAUGUAUACAAGUACAAAAUAAAGAAUACGUAAGGGAGAAGAGCUGUGAGCUUGGGGGAGGGGGAUAGUGUUGUGGGAGGGGAAUUGGGCAUCUGACAUAGGUAGCCUCUGAAGUGAGCUUCAAAGGAAACUAGGUAUUCUACUAGGGAAAGGUGAGGAGGGAGUGUAUUUCAGAUAAUGGGGAGCCAUUUGUGCAAAGGCAGAGUUCAGAGAUGGAAUUAACAUUCUGGGAAUAGUUAGCAGGCCAGUUUGACUGGAAUGGAAAAUGUAUGAAGGGAAAUAAGUGAAAUUGAAACUGGAAAGGGAGGUGAGAGUCAAAUGGUGGAAAAUCUUGAAUGCCAGGCUGAAGAUUCUGUAUUUGAUCCUAGAGGUAACAGGGCUCCAUUGAAGAAUUUUGAACAGUGAGCUGGUGUGCUCAGAGCUGUGUUUCAGAUUAUCUGUUUGGCAGAUUUGCAGAGGAUGGAUUGGAUAGGGAAGAAACUAGGCAGAGAAACCAAUUGGGAAACUGUUACAGUUGUUGAGGUGAAGUGAUGAGAACAUGAAAUGCUGUAGAAUAGGGAUCAUUAACCUCCUUUGGGUCAUAGACCCUUUUGGCAGUCUGGUAAAACCUAUAGACCCCUUCUCAGAAUAACAUUUUUAAAAACACAAAAUCAACUACACAGCUUUAUAAAGGGGAAACCAAGGGUUAGUGAAAAUAAAGAUGUAUUUUUUCCCUUCCAAGUUCAUGGACCCCAAGGGGUUCAUAGACCAUCCCCUUCCCCCCUGCCCAAAUCUGGGGUAGAUGCUUUUUGAGGAGAAAAAAGGGAGCAGAUGGAAGAUUUAUGAGAAUUAGGAGGACUAUUCUAUAUCAAAAGAUUUAUCUUUGUUUUUGAUUUUUUAACAUUUUUGAAAAUUUUGAGUUCCAAUUUUUUUCCUCCCUCCAGUCCAUCCCUUUCUCAUUGAGAAGGCAAGCAAGACAAAGGAUUAGUUUUGAUAGUUGUUAUCCAGUCCCUUCCUAAGCAAAUUCUCAAAAACUCUUUUCCUCCUUCUUCGACUCCAAAGGGAGAUACCUUUAAAUGACUUCUGCGUUGUAUUCCUAGACCUUCUAAAGGAUCCAGACUCAAAAUGCAGGGGUCACAUGCUAAUACGCUACAGGGAGGGAGGCUGGGCAGGGGCUGCUCUGUGCAGAGCAGAGACAGGAGCAGCUUGUUCCCGGCCCUGUUUAGGCUGGCUGUAACCCAAGCCUGUCCCUGGGAACUGUGCUAAGUGCUAUGCCCACUCAGAGGGUGAUGCUGUUACCCAGGCACUCUUCAGGUUCUGAGAACAUCUGCCCUGUCCUUGAAGUUAUCUUGUAAUGUGUGCUUUUCCAACGAGCCCGUGAAGUCAGGAACAAAACACCCUCCAAGUCAAUUUUGUUAAUUCUCCCUGUUGCCCCCCACCUGAAAACAGCCCAAGUUCACCAAAUGCUCUUCUCCCUUCCUUCAGAGUCCCCUUGGAAGUUUAUUUCCCGCACAUUCCCCACCUCUAGAUAGAGAGGGGAUGGACACAAGUGCAGAAAUAAACAUGCAGUUUUGGACAUG